CAUAAAGUUUUGCAGAACAGGUGAUCGUCUUUGAAAGAAUGUUUAAAAUUCUUCUAAUAUUCGCCGCUGCGAUAGCAGCAUCCCACGGUGACCCACUAACGAGUCGUCAGCGAAACAUUUUCCCCAGUACAUUUUCACUGUAUACAAACGAGAGUCCAAAUGUUGGACAACGAAUACUAUUGACUACGGCUUCCGUCAGCGCUCUCCGCAUUAACUCAUCGACUAACUGUGCGAUAAUAUUUCAUGGCCGACGCGAAACAGGAUUAAGUGCAAUGAGCACAACCGUACGAGAUGCUCUUUUUACGAGUGGGACCGUGAAUGUUAUUGUUGUGGACUGGUCGCAAGAAGCUAAUGACGAUUUCCCUGAAAGUGCUAUAAACGAAGUCGCGCUUGAAGUAGUUGAAUUAAUCAGACUGUUGAUAGUUAACAACAAAAUAAAUCAAGCCAGACUUCAUCUUAUCGGAUUUGAAUUAGGCGCACAUCUAGCUGGUCUCGUUGGCAGAGCAUCAACUUACACCAUAGCCAGAAUCACAGGUCUGAAUCCGGACAGAGCUUUACAAGGAAAUGCAAACGCCUUGAGAAGAACCGAUGCCAAUUAUGUUGAAAUUAUACAUACGGAAACAACCGAAUUCGGUAUGGCAAACGCUGUAGGUGAUGUUGACUUUUACCCGCACGGUGGCAAUGAUCAACCCGGCUGUGUGGCCGCUGAAGCCAAUGCAGCAGCAGAUACUGCGUGUAGCCAUAACCGUGCUUGGGAAUUAUUCGCCGCUUCUUUGACUCACGGUCGUAUUAUUGGCAAUAAAUGUCCGAGCCCACGUGAUGCCAUGUCAGAUGAACCUUGUAUUGGGUUUACUCUAGCUUUGGGCACAAACGAUAUGGUCAAAUACGGUUCUGGUGCAUUCCGUCUCGAAACGACUGAAGUGUACCCGUAUCGCUGCUUGGUCAAGUGCGGACUGGUGGACAGUAUUAUCGAGGCUAUUGAAAAUUUAGGCAAACCUGAUACAGGCCCUUGAAUUUAUUUUAUGAUUUCAAUUAAAAACACCAGUUUCUAUUUUAUUUCUAUUUAUAUUUUCUUUUGUAAAGGAUACACUCCUUCAAUAUUUUGAUAAAUUCGAAAACGGCUCCUGUUAUUGCUUAUUAUAGAAAUAUUUUG
Messenger RNA from Hyposmocoma kahamanoa, 1153 nucleotides. RefSeq names its product pancreatic triacylglycerol lipase-like. The record is from RefSeq and is a predicted model, not a curated record. Gene Ontology annotation, molecular function: lipase activity. The transcript is spliced from 6 exons. Lineage: Eukaryota; Metazoa; Arthropoda; Insecta; Lepidoptera; Cosmopterigidae. Bases 39 to 1013 code for a protein of 324 amino acids.